UCAGUGAUGCGAAGCAUUGCAAUGUUAACGUUACUGUUUGUAAACAAAUUCAGGAGAGCGACCAGCGACCUGAAAGUGCCUGAAAGCGACUUCAUCACUUCAAGUUUUCCUUGUAAUGAGGGAAAACAACAACUCAUGAUUUUGAGAUAACGAACACACCUUAACUGAAAUGGAAGAGAAAAUGUCAAAAAAGGCUGAAUUAGAGCGUAUAUUCUCUCAACUGUUGAAUGCUCCUGAAUUACGUAGUGAAGUACGUGGCUACCUUCGUCAUCGUCUUUUCACUGCCUUGCACCAUUCAAGGUUGGGUCCUUCCCUGAACCAACUACCGGAUUCGCACCCUGUUUCGCCAAAACUGCAGACCCUAAACCUCCUUAUCGCUGAAUAUCUUUUAAAGCAACGACACCACUUCACUCUGUCCGUAUUCUCUUGUGAAGCACCUAAUGUCAGCUGCAUCAGCCCCAACAUUCCAGAAAUGCUGAAACUUCGAGCCUCGGAAGGAUCAGGCUCACAAAUUUUCAGCAAAGAAGACAUCUGUGAUAUUACUGACACCCUAGGCAUUCCAAAAGACUGUGCGCCGAUCAUCAAACUAAGCUCAAAAUACUUGGAGGGAAAGGACCAAGCUUUUCUAACUUGUUUAAUGCGAAGUCUACCUGACUUUUUUGAGCAUGCUCUAAAUAUCUCAACCAAGUCUAGUGACCACACUGUAAAGAAUCAUGACACAGUUGACCAUCAGGAGAUUGAAAGGAUAUACCAAAAAGAGAUAUUGUCUCUGACAGAAAACUUUCAAACGGAGUUACAUGAGAAGAAUGAGAAAAUUAAAGAGCUGCAGCUGCUUUUGCUGGAUAACAGUGAUACCCAAGAACAAAACAAAAGAAUUGAAACACUAACAAGGAACCUGAAGCAAAUGGAGAUUCAAUUUAAAAAUUUUGAGGCUGCUAAACAUCGAGAAUUUUUGGGUCUGAAGCAACUCAAUCGAAGUCUUGAAAAUGAAAUGCAAGAAUUACAAGGUGAACUUGAAACUCGGAAAAAACAUCUUAGAGAUGAAGAGUUUCGAGUGGAGCGAGAAAAGUUGGCUCUGAAGCGGAACAAAAAGAAACUGAUCAAGCAUCAAAAGCAACUAGAUGAAGUUUCCAUUGCUUUAACAGAACACUUUCCUGAUCAAUCAAAUCUCCCUGCUCUUGAAAUCCAGCUGCAAAUGAAAGAUCAGGAAAUAAGCGAACUGAGGUCAAGAUGCCAGAGCCUUCAAGAAGAAAAUAAAAUUCUGCAAUCGCUGAGCACACAGCAAAGAGGUCGAAUUGACAGCCUCAAUGACAAAGUGUCCUCAUUGGUAGGCGAGCUGCAUUUGGCUAGGGAAAGGGCUCUCAGGGCCAGACAGGCAACUAGCGAUGCUGACAGCAGUCCAACAGAUGAUGUGGUCAAGGACGCCAGGAGAAGAAUUAGGUCACUGGAGGAAGAGUUUGAAGCUAUCGAGAAACAGCACAAGGACUACAAAAACAAGAGCGGGUCAUCCUUGGCAUUAAAAAUUUCAGGUUUGCAAACUGAGCAACCAUCAGCUGUAUCUCCAAGACAAACACCUUUCACAAGCUCAUUCGCCACCAAAUCGCCUCGGAUGAUAAUGGUGGAAGAAAUCCAGUCCUCGUUAAAAUCUCUCCAGGAAAGUAUCAAAGCAAACCCAGAGAGACUGAGGCAAUCAAAGUUUGACCAGUCAAGAUUGAAGAUUCUUGAUAUUUCUGCCAGUAGUAUUUCUUCUGAGUCCACUGGGAUUGAUUUGAAGUUAAGUGGUGAAGAAAAAGCAAGUAGUGGAGUUAAGACUGCAUUUCUCAAAGAUCUCAGCGAGUCCAUUUCCCCAAUACCCAUAAUUCAGAGCAAAGUGACUAUGAGUCCAAGACAUCACAUUCCAGAAGUGGAUUCAGCCACUCAACUCCCAGUGGCUUCUGUUGAGAAAGAGAAUCAGAAAACGACAAAUGAGUGUGACAAACAGGAAACGUCACUGGCAAAGAUUUCUUUUCAGGCAGAGCCUUUGGGUACAAGUGAGGAACUGAAACUGACAAUUCCUAGUAGUAGUUCAAGCGGGUCGUCUGCCAAUAAUAUUUUAAAUGUGACGCAACCAGAUGCUACAGAAACUGAGAGAAGACUAGAAUUUUCUGUUAUUGAUAGUAGGAUUGAGGGCGAUGGUGUGGUUGAAUCAAGCACAAGUGAGGAUAAAAGUGUUCCACACGUUACUGGGGGUGUUGUUGAUGACGACAAUUUUUGGGAUUUGUAAUGCAUCAAUACACACCUUUAAAAUUUUAACUGUACAUUUUUGGAAUAAAAAAGUAACUUUCAA
Messenger RNA from Cloeon dipterum, 2326 nucleotides. RefSeq lists its product as uncharacterized. Gene Ontology annotation, molecular function: protein binding. NCBI's taxonomy places the organism in Eukaryota, Metazoa, Arthropoda, Insecta, Ephemeroptera, Baetidae. The record is from RefSeq and is a predicted model, not a curated record. Bases 170 to 2263 code for a protein of 697 amino acids. The transcript has 7 exons.